AUGGCUCCAACGUUACAACAGUGCCCCGUCUGCUUUAACCACUAUAGAAGCACUCCAGACGGAAAGUUAUGUCAGCACGGAGGUAAAAUGAAAGGACAGGAAUGCUCGGGGUUCAAUAAUGCCAAAUCACAAAAGCACAACCCCGAUCGGUGGAUCAACGCUGUGUCAUCUUGUAUUGAACAGGGAAACUUGUCCUCGGCUGUCAGACUUGUCUGUUCGCUGAAGGGCCUGGCGGAGAGCUCGCCAGCCACUUUUGAUAAAUUAUGUUCCAUCCACCCAAAAAUUCCGGUGAACAGGCGGGUUUUCCCCGCAUUGACACCAACGGCUGGUUGCGUUUCUCCCGCCGAGGUGCUGAGGGCCGUUAAAUCGUUCAAAAACGGUUCUUCUGGAGGCCUGGAUGGCCUACGACCCCAGCACCUUAAGGAUGUUUUUUCAGGCCCCUUGCCAAUCGACGACACACUGAACCCAAUUCAUUAA
Molecule: messenger RNA, 477 nt
Organism: Helobdella robusta
Lineage: Eukaryota; Metazoa; Annelida; Clitellata; Rhynchobdellida; Glossiphoniidae
Exons: 1
Coding region: 1-477 (158 amino acids)
Source: RefSeq, a predicted model, not a curated record